CAUCAUGGCCUCUUGGAACCAGCGCCACGGGAGUCGGAUGAGAGAGGCGAAAAUGUUCAUGUUGGUGCUGCUGGUGUGGCUGCUGCCGCUGCUCCAGGCGCUGAAGGUGUCUCCUCUCAUAGAGAAGGUCAGCGACCACAAAGACUUUAAGAAGCUGCUCCGGACGAGAACCAACGUCAUGGUGGCGUACACCAAGACAGCUACAUCAGGGGACUCUCACCUGAAACUGCUAUCCGAUGUGGCCCAGACAGUGAAGGGCCAGGGGACUAUCGCCUGGGUCAACUGUGGGGACUCAGAGGGCCGUAAGCUCUGUAAGAAAGUGAAGGUGGACCCGAGCUCGAAGCGUGGGGGAGCGGAGCUGCUGCAUUAUAAAGACGGGACGUUCCACACCGAGUACAACAGACCCGCCACCUUCAAGUCCAUGGUAGCAUUCUUAAAAGACCCAUCGGGACCCCCGCUGUGGGAGGAGAACCCCGAGGCAAAAGACAUCGUCCACAUAGAGACAGAAAAGGACUUCAGGAAGCUGCUGAAGAGAGAGGAGAGGCCGGUGCUCAUGAUGUUCUACGCUCCCUGGUGUGGCGUGUGUAAACGGAUGCAGCCCGUCUUUCAGCAAGCAGCCACCGAGACCAAGGGGAAAUAUGUGCUGGCGGGGAUGAACGUUCACCCGGCCGAGUUUGAUGGCCUCAAGCAGGAGUACAACGUCAAAGGCUACCCGACUUUCUGCUACUUUGAGAAGGGGAAGUUCCUCCACCACUACGAGAACUACGGAGGCACAGCAAAGGAUAUUGCAGACUGGAUGAAGAACCCCCAGCCCCCCCAGCCGAAGACCCCAGAGGUGCCGUGGACGGAAACGGACUCCCCGGUCUUCCACCUGACCGACGACUCCUUCGACAGUUUCCUGGAGGAGCAUCCUGCAGCCGUCAUCAUGUUCUACGCCCCCUGGUGUGGACACUGCAAGAAGAUGAAGCCAGAGUAUGAUGAAGCUGCUGAAAUACUCAACAAAGCUGCGGACAGUCCGGGUGUGUUGGCAGCAGUGGACACCACGGUGCACAAAGCUGUGGGAGAGCGCUUCAAGAUCUCCGGCUUCCCCACCGUUAAGUAUUUCGAGAAAGGUGAAGACAAGUACACGCUGCCACACCUCCGGAGCAAAGACAAGAUCAUCGAGUUCAUGCACAAUCCCACGGCGCCUCCUCCACCGGAGCAGUCUUGGGAAGACCAGCCCUCCAGCGUCAGCCAUCUUGGACUGGAGGAUUUCCGAGAGGCGCUGAAGAAGAAGAAGCACGCUCUGGUGAUGUUCUACGCUCCCUGGUGUCCACACUGUAAAAACUCUGUGCCCCACUUCAGCACGGCAGCAGAGCUCUUCAAAGAGGACCGAAAGAUUGUGUACGCGGCUGUAGACUGCACAAAAGGACAGAACAACGAGCUCUGUAAGCAGGAGGGAGUGGAGGGCUACCCGACCUUCAACCACUACAACUACGGCAAGUUUGUGGAAAAAUACAACGGAGAUCGUGGGGAGGCGGGCUUCAUCAGUUUCAUGCGCAGCCUCCGAGGACGUGAUCAGGUGAAGAAGAAGGAAGAGCUCUGAGAAGGGGGGGGGUGGGGGAUCAGGGAGGGGGAGUUGCACUGCACAGUUUGUCAUUGCACUGUGACCCUUGACCCUGACACAGGGGCCCAAUCAGCACUGACGUGGGAGACUUGAUGACCUCAGCUACUUUUUUAUACCGUGGUGAUCACGUUUGUAAUAAACCCAACAGAGAGCCCCCCCACACACACACCAGACUCCUUUUUCAGGGAGGGGCGGGAAAUACACGGACAAAAACAAGAUUUUUUUUUUUGGCCCAAACACUGUGACUACUUUAUGUGAAAAGCUUCACUCUAUACUUUAUCUAUGCAAUACUGACCCCUGCUCAGCCCUGUGGGGCCCGACGUGGUGGUGGGUGGUGGGCAUCAAUAGUUAAAGGUGUGGGCUGCACUGACUGUCAAUACCCAGGGGUCCGAAUACAGUCCCAUCUACCCUCCUGUGUCUCUAGAAAUAGAAACACACACCUCUUUGUUCCAAUAUUUCAAUGUGUCACAUCCAGAACCAUCCAGAAUAUUGCCUUUCUGCAGAUUACUCGAUAAAAAACUGCAUUUAACACCUAAAAAAAAGCCCAGUAAAACGUGCUGCUGUAGUAAAAAGGCACGGUAGCUAUGAAGCAGUUUGAACCUCAGCCCAAGGAUCAAUAUUCUGAACGGUUCCUGGCUUUUGUUUGUUUGGCUUUACAUUUAUUUUUUUUGGUUUGCUAAAAACUGUGGCCUUAAAGAUCUAAAGAAAAGAUGAAAACAUGAUGCUGGAUUUGCAGAAUUAUGGGGAAUCAGAGGCCUGGUGCCCGUGCAGUGUCUUCAGGUUGUGGACCAGAGACGAACAAACAUGAACAUGAAACGCCAAAUAUUCUUCUGCAUUGUCCUUUAUUUUUUUUGGGAGGGGAUUCAGCGAGGCUCAUUUACAUACAGUGUAGGGGGAGCUAAAUAUUGCAUGGUGAUGGUAAACAGUCCAUGAAUCUUUCCCCUCCGUCCACAGAAAGAUAGGCAUGGAUUCCACCUCACAAUCCUCUCUGCUUUCAGGGAGACGCUGGAAGAAAUCAGACCUCUGGUUUACACUUUGGGCAUUCAGGGGUUUGUUAUCUUUUAUUUUGUUAAGAGUACCUUUCUGUUUUAUUCCCAUGCAUUUCUGACACAGAACUGAACAACUAAAAGGAGCCCAAUUGACCAAACUCCAUGUGUCUCUUGGCUUGGAAAUGCUCGGUUCCGUUAGCUCUCCCCGUGCCUAACAUCGUAAUUCAGGGGAUGAAUUUGUGGUACAUCCCAAGAACUAACGAAGUCUCCAGACCCCCUCCCACUUCUGUCCGCAUAACACCAUCAUCAUUACUUUUGUGGCAUUUUCUGUUGUGUGUGUUCAACUCCCACGCUUCGACCACCAUAAAUAUUUUAUCUGUGGCUGGACUUGUGUUUUAUUAUUCAACACUUUCAUUAAUAAGGUUCUCAGGGAUAGCGAAACACAAUUAAAGGGAACUAGUUUGUUUGUAAUUUUGCAUUCCAGCUGAAUCACUUCGAGCCCUUAGGUCACCAAUUUAAAUAUUGUUUACAUUUGUACCCCGAGUUAGAAACAGUGCUGUGCUGAAUAAGACAUAUUUGCAGUAGCUGUUACUGAACCAUUUCAUUAUUGUGGUGAUUUUUUUUUUUUAUGAACUCAUUCCAAGUGAGACUGUCUAAAUGUUCUGGCUGGCACCAAACACUUUCCUGUGUUCAGUGUGACUAUGAUUAAUACUUCCUGGUAUGUUAGGAGCAUUUUGAAUGAGCGCUUCACACAGUUAGGUGUUAACGUAUCGAUAUAAUUAGGUGUUCAUCCUCCUCUGGAGGGAAAAACCAUUACCUUUUGUUUGCUGUUUCCAUUUGUUUUUGUUAAGGGGCCUCUGUAGUGACAGCCCACACUGGUGGAAUAAUAGAGAGACCCGAAGUGACCCGUGUUGUGUGGGAAUUUGUCACAAUAAUGCCAAGAAGUCAUUGUUCCCUCCGUUGAUUUUCUGUGCCCAUACGUACAAUGUUUCCCCUUGCAGUAAGGACAAUAAAGUAACAGAUUUCCAAAAG
Eleginops maclovinus (Patagonian blennie) is the source of this 3627-nucleotide messenger RNA. RefSeq names its product protein disulfide isomerase family A, member 5 (gene pdia5). The transcript has 17 exons. Bases 5 to 1585 code for a protein of 526 amino acids. Gene Ontology annotation, molecular function: protein disulfide isomerase activity. NCBI's taxonomy places the organism in Eukaryota, Metazoa, Chordata, Actinopteri, Perciformes, Eleginopidae. Gene Ontology annotation, biological process: protein folding. The record is from RefSeq and is a predicted model, not a curated record. Gene Ontology annotation, cellular component: endoplasmic reticulum.